Molecule: messenger RNA, 1495 nt
Organism: Fopius arisanus
Lineage: Eukaryota; Metazoa; Arthropoda; Insecta; Hymenoptera; Braconidae
Product: serine protease snake
Exons: 6
Coding region: 59-1267 (402 amino acids)
Biological process (GO): proteolysis
Molecular function (GO): serine-type endopeptidase activity
Source: RefSeq, a predicted model, not a curated record
UGGAAUCUAGUGAAAUCAUAUAUAACAUUUCUGCUUCAUAAGCCCAUAAUUAGGAAAGAUGGUCAUUAUCAUCCUGUCCUUUCUACUUUUAACAAGGGCAUUUGCUCAAAAAAAUACAGGGGACUUCUGCAUUAUGAAAGGCGGAAAUCCAGGGAUCUGCACAGAAUUGAGUCAAUGUACCAUAAUAGAUCAGCAGUUACAGAAUGGUACAUUAGCGGUUGCUCGAUGUGGUUGGGCUGGAUUUUUACCAAUUAUAUGCUGCCCAUUGAGUUCGCAAGAUAUUUCAACAGAGACAUUACGGGAAAGAUCUGGAGCAAAGCCAAAAGUCACGAUGCAUUCAAUGUUCUCAACUUCGACUCCUCUAGUUGUGCCAGGAGCUACAAAAUUAGGUCUUCUUGCAAUGCAAAUGUGCACCCUUUAUACCAAAUCAGUCUACACUCUGGUAAUCCCACCUAUCUUAGCAGGCGAUCGAAAACCUGUCAAUACAAGUCUCUGCCUCAGCAAGUCUCAGAAGCUCAUUGUGGGUGGGACCAAGGCGGAACCCAAAGAAUUCCCGCACAUGGUGGCAGUUGGAUACAAUACUGGUUCUGGCAUUGACUGGGGAUGUGGGGGUACAUUGGUAUCCGAGUCAUUCGUCUUGACCGCAGCGCAUUGUACUUUUUCUUCAAACAGUGGAUUUGCUGAGUGGAUCAGAGUUGGAGAUCUGAAUUUACGACAAACCAGUGACGAUGCAAAACCACAGGAUCGCAAAAUAAUCAAAAGGAUUCAUCAUCCAAGUUACCAAGCGUCUUCGCAUUAUCACGAUAUCGCUCUGCUGAAAACGGACAUUCCAGUAAAUUUCGAUUCCUGGGUGAGACCUGCCUGCUUACCGACUGCCAGAAGUCUAGAAUACACCGGCAAAGCAAUUGCGACUGGAUGGGGUAAAGUUGAUUGGAAUGAUGAAGAGGGAUCCAACACUCUUCUUAAGGUGACGCUUCCUGUUAUGCCCCCGGGCACUUGUAAUCAGACAUUUAACGGAAAUACAAUUAACUCAAAAUUAGUCUACGGUAUAGUUGACGAUUGGCAGAUUUGUGCUGGAGAAGAAGGAAAAGAUACAUGUCAGGGGGACAGCGGUGGACCAUUAGUUAUUCCCGAUGCCGCUAACGACUGUAUGUAUAACGUUAUCGGUGUCACAAGCGUGGGCAGACUGUGCGGAACCAUCAUCCCAGGAGUGUACACACGUGUAUAUUAUUAUCUCUCUUGGCUCGAAGAGGAAAUUUGGGGAUAAUUCAAAGUGAAAUGAUCCAUUACUUAUUAAUAUGUAGAAAUAAUGCAUGUUGACGUUUUUGGUAUUUGCAAUGAUUAACAAUGUUUGAAUUGAAGAUAUUAUUUGCCUUGGUUAUAGUGUCAAGAUAUUAUCAUACAUUGGGCCGUUCGGUUCUGAAAUAUAUGAUCAUAUCGAAAAUCAUUUAAUUACAAAACUGCAGAAGUUUAACAAAGAGGUAUGUAAACUGUU